AUGCCUUCAACUGUGCCAACUCGACUUCCUAAUGCUGCACAAAAGCUUGAUAAAAGUAAACUUUAUUUAUUUAUUCCUAAUUUCUUGAAUAUUCGACGCCAUUUUAAAGUUUUCAAAGUAAUUGACAUUGAAAGGCAAAUGUUAAUAAUACAAUUACCCAUUGAAAAAUCUCUUGUUAUUGAUACAGUUGAUAUGAGUGAUCGUCUUCGACGAGAAAUUGAUAGUUUAACAAAUAAUGGAGAUAAUAUUGAAGCUGGGUGUGGUUCAUCAUUAUGUAAUCUAUUUGAAAAAUAUGAUCGUGUUGUACAAGGUUGGAAUGUUAUAUUAACAAAUCCUAUUAAAAUAUGUCAAACAUCAUUGUAUACAAUUUAUUUAAAUGAUAUUAUACAAUAUCAAUAUUUAGUUUGUCGUUCAUUACUUGAUCUUAUUAAAGAAAGUAAAAAUAAAAAUUGGCAUAUACCAAUUCUUAUUCUAACAUUAACUGGACUUCGUCUUUUAACUAAUUAUUUUACAAUAAAUAUAUCAACUGAUAUAAAUGGACGUACAAGUCCACCAACACAACAUAUUGCUAAAUUAUCAAUAAAUAAUGAUCGACAAAUAUCAGAAACACAUGUAAAUAAAACAAUUGAAUUACUUACAGAAGCAUUUCAUGUAUUUACAAGUGAUCGUUGUACUGAACAACGUUUAUCAAAAAAUAUGGGGAGCUAUACAAAUACUUAA
Molecule: messenger RNA, 720 nt
Organism: Rotaria sp. Silwood1
Lineage: Eukaryota; Metazoa; Rotifera; Eurotatoria; Philodinida; Philodinidae
Source: the annotation of a GenBank genome assembly